Molecule: messenger RNA, 1378 nt
Organism: Salarias fasciatus (jewelled blenny)
Lineage: Eukaryota; Metazoa; Chordata; Actinopteri; Blenniiformes; Blenniidae
Gene: hspbap1
Product: hspb associated protein 1
Exons: 8
Coding region: 32-1333 (433 amino acids)
Source: RefSeq, a predicted model, not a curated record
GAAGCUCGUCUACACGUGUAAUGUAAAGGUCAUGGCCGCCUCCCCCUCCACUCCAGCCUUCGGCCCCGAGGAGGCCCGGAGGAUUCUGGACCAUCUGCAGCAUCCGGCCGUCUUCCCGGACAUGAGCCGAGACUGGCCCGUCCUCCGCUGGACCGCAGAGCGCCUGGCCCGCCGGCUGCCGGACAAACUCAUCCCCUUCAGGCUGGGGAACCGACGGUGGAGGAACGGUCCCCUGUUCGAGACCCAGUGCUCGUACGCCGAGGCCACGUUGGCCCAGUUCCUCUGCUGGACCCGGGGAGGUGCCGGGGCCGACAUGGGCCGUCUGUCCAAAUACCCUCGCUCCCAGUUCUGGGCUUACGCUGACUACAAGUACAUCGCCACGCUGCUGGCCGACCAGCCCAGCAUGUUCCAGGACGUGAGGUGGUCCCACUUCGGCCUGGAGGGCCGCGACGGCAGACACAGCACCCUGUGGGUGGGCUCGGAGGGCGCCAACACGCCGUGCCACCUGGACUCCUACGGGUGGAACCUGGUACUGCAGGUGGAAGGACGGAAGCGCUGGCUCCUCUUCCCUCCGGAGGACACCGAUAAGCUCUACCCCACCAGGAUCCCGUACGAGGAGUCCAGCGUCUUCAGCCAGGUGGACGUUCUCCGUCCCGACCUGAGGAGGUUCCCGGCUUUCCGAGGAGCCGCCGUCCACACGGUGACGCUGCAGCCCGGACAGGUGCUGUUCGUGCCCAGACACUGGUGGCACUACGUGGAGUCGGUGGAUCCCGUCACCGUCAGCGUCAACUCCUGGAUGGAGCUGGAGUCGGACGACGUGGCGAGAGUCGGCGAGGCGCUGACCAAGACCAUCGUCUGCGCGCUGAAGAGCGCCAGGAGCGACGACAACACGGACGACUGGCUGAACCCCACCGAGGAGGGAGCGUCCCCCCACAGUGACAACAUGCAGCUGGUCAGCCUGGCGGUGGCGGCCUGCGCUGCCAGACGGGGGCGCCGUCCGGGCCGGGGAGUCAAGCGGGACUCGGACGGACACGUCAGGAAACGGCGGGGUUCUGCAGCGGCUUUCCGUGUUCCCUACGGACCCCACCUCCUCCCGGUGCCCCGGCGGGAGGAGCAGGAGCAGGAGGAGAGCCGGGCAGAGGAGGAGCAGGAGGAGCCAGCAGGUUCACGAGGCUCUGCGGAGGAGCUCUCCUCAGGACGGACCACCGUCUCCACCAACGACCUGCUGGACUGUCUGCUGCACCCAGAGGUCAUCAGCCGAGUCACCCAGCUGCUCCUGGAGAGACACGCCCCCACGCACCGACCCCCUGACCCCACUGACCCCCCCUACUGACCCCCCACUGACCCCACUGACCCCCCCUACUGACCCCCCACUGAC